This is a messenger RNA of Gamsiella multidivaricata, 1021 nucleotides long. RefSeq lists its product as uncharacterized. NCBI's taxonomy places the organism in Eukaryota, Fungi, Mortierellomycota, Mortierellomycetes, Mortierellales, Mortierellaceae. The record is from RefSeq and is a predicted model, not a curated record. Gene Ontology annotation, biological process: COP9 signalosome assembly; protein deneddylation. Gene Ontology annotation, cellular component: COP9 signalosome. Bases 127 to 909 code for a protein of 260 amino acids. The transcript has 5 exons.
UUAGUGGCGAUGGGGGCCGACUUUCCACUCAGCCCCUUCUUUUGAUUUUUGGUUCGCGCUAGAUCUUCGACUUCUCUUUACCUUUCUUCCUUCAACUUACACACCACGCACCACGUCUAAAAGAAAAUGACGGUACCCGCACAGCAGAUUUUCGAGCAGGCAGACGCGUAUCUCAAGGCAGGGCGUUAUCAGGAACUAAUCCCCCUAUACGAGCAACUGGAAUUCCAGGUGUCUGCCAUCGAGAUUGAUGCCGUUCCCUUGAAUACCAUCUACGAGCCACUCUUGGCGUCCUACCUCAUCGCUCAUGACCUGUACGUGAAUCGACUUGCGCGGACAAACGGGACUGUUUUUAAAAAAAGGACUGGACUGCGGGCGAGAUGGUGGUGCCUUAGACCACACGCUUUACUGGCAAUGAUACUGAAUUUUCAAUUUGUGAACUGGAUUAGAUAUUCGGCACGCAGUCUCGUCCAUCGAAUUCCUGAAGAUUACAGGGCUCAGGCGCCGCAGCUAGCGACGCUGAUCCAGGUCAUGGAAUUGAUGCGGCAGUGGGAGCGACAGAACGGAAAUUUGAAGGACAUCUAUGCGCUUUUACACCAAUCUCGCUGGAACUCUUCGCUUGCACCAUUGAUCGCUGUGCUGCAAGACUCGAUUCAGGACCGGGAGCUAGAUUUGUUGGCAAAAGCAUACACCUCGCUUCCUGUUCAAUUGGCAGCAUCGCGCAUCUGGCUCGAGGAGGACUCGGCAGCAGAGCAGCUUGUUGCUACCCGGGGAUGGAGAUACGACGCGACAACAAGACUUCUGUAUCCAAAGUCAAGAGAAUCUGCUCCCAACCGGUCUAUUGGACUGCAGGAGUUUGGUCAAUUAGCUGACGUCGUGGCGCAUUUGGAGGUUAAGCAAGAUGCAUCUUGAGCGGAUUAUGGGCCUGUAGAUGUCAUACGCUAUUGUACAUUCACAGUUCUUCUCGGGAAAUUGUCCGUCUUGUCAAAUAAAAUGCCCAUUCCCUUCUUUCACACAUGCAAGC